CCGCGCGGGCGGCGAGCAGGUGGCGUGGCCGGGCGGGAGGCGGGGCGCGGUCGCGGACCGGGCGGGAGCGCGCGGGGCCCCAGUCGGGCGCACACCCUCGCUGGCUUUUCUCCGCGCGCCCGCUCCCCGCCGCCCCGCUUCGGUUAGUGUGGUCUCAACUCAAGGCAAAGGUGGGAUAUCAUGGCAUCUAUCUGGGUUGGACACCGAGGGACAAUUCAAGAUUAUCCAGGCUUUAGCCCAUCAGCAGAUGCUGAAGCAAUUCGUAAGGCAAUCAGAGGAAUUGGAACCGAUGAGAAAGCGCUCAUCAGCAUUCUGACUGAGAGGCCAAAUGCACAGCGGCAGCUGAUCGUUAAGGAGUAUCAAGCCACAUAUGGAAAGGAUCUGAAAGAUGACUUGAAGGGAGAUCUCUCUGGCCACUUUGAGCAUCUCAUGGUGGCCCUCGUGACUCCCCCAGCAGUGUUUGAUGCAAAGCAGCUGAAGAAAUCCAUGAAGGGUGCUGGGACAAAUGAAGCUGCAUUGAUUGAAAUCUUAACCACCAGGACAAGCAGGCAAUUGAAGGAGAUCUCUCAAGCCUACUACACAGUAUAUAAGAAGAGUCUCGGAGAUGACAUUAGUUCUGAAACAUCUGGCGACUUCCGGAAAGCUCUGUUGACUUUGGCAGAUGGCAGAAGAGAUGAAAGUCUAAAAGUGGAUGAGCAUCUGGCCAAAAAGGAUGCCCAGAUUCUCUACAAUGCUGGGGAGAACAGAUGGGGCACGGAUGAAGAUAAAUUUACUGAGAUCCUGUGUUUAAGGAGCUUUCCUCAAUUGAAACUGACAUUUGAUGAAUACCGAAAUAUUAGCCAGAAGGACAUUGAGGACAGCAUAAAAGGAGAAUUAUCUGGGCAUUUUGAAGACUUACUCCUGGCCAUAGUUCACUGUGCAAGGAACAUGCCUGCCUUUUUAGCUGCAAGACUGCAUCAAGCUUUGAAGGGUGUGGGAACUAAUGAGUUUACUCUGAACCGAAUAAUGGUUUCCAGAUCGGAAAUUGACCUUUUGGAUAUUCGAGCAGAGUUUAAGAAGCAUUAUGGCUAUUCCCUAUAUUCAGCAAUUAAAUCAGAUACUUCUGGAGACUAUGAAGUCACGCUCUUAAAGAUCUGCGGAGGAGAUGACUGAGUCAAGAACAUACUCUCCAGAGUUGCCUGCUCCCACAGUGAGGUUUUCCAACAGCUCUGCUUACUUCUCUCUCAGUAUUUAAAAGUACAAGCAAGUAUAAACAGCAGCCUGUUUCCUAACAAAAAGUGUCA
This is a messenger RNA of Manis pentadactyla (Chinese pangolin), 1283 nucleotides long. It is a transcript of the gene ANXA3, whose product is annotated as annexin A3. Bases 181 to 1152 code for a protein of 323 amino acids. NCBI's taxonomy places the organism in Eukaryota, Metazoa, Chordata, Mammalia, Pholidota, Manidae. Gene Ontology annotation, molecular function: calcium ion binding; calcium-dependent phospholipid binding; phospholipase inhibitor activity. Gene Ontology annotation, cellular component: cytoplasm. The transcript has 13 exons. The record is from RefSeq and is a predicted model, not a curated record.